AUAAAUCAAAUAAAAAGUCAAAAUUUUGUAGUUUACACUUUACAGAAACAUUUUAUGAAUUAACGGCCUACGAAAACCUUUUUGGAAGAAGCAUUAUGUCUGAUGAGGAAGUGAUCCGCCGGCGUUUACAAAUCGAUGGAGACGGAACUGGAGAUGACCGACGAUUAAAUGAUUUGUUAAAAACCUUCGUAAAAUGGUGUAAUUCGACUGAUAGCGCGGAGAACAGUCAAGCUAUUCAUGAUCGUCUUUUGGCACAACUUGCGCAGUGCGAAUUUGCUAUGAAAAAGUCGGACUUCUGUGCUAGUAUGAUGGAGCAGGAGCUGAAAAAUUACGCUGCCAUAUCUGAUACCAUAGAAACUGGCAUUGAGACGGCCAAAACACAAAUCGUUCAAAGUAAGCAGAAUUUAGUACUUGCGAAAAAAAUUCGAAAAAAUCGAAUGGAAUACGAUGUACUGGCUAAAAUAAUCAAUCAACAGCCGGAUAGAAAGAAUACUAUUAAGGAAUUGGAUUCGCUGAAGCAAGAAUUGAAUCAGUUGCAAGAAAAAAAGGCUUCACUCGAAAGGAAGCUAGGAACAAAGAAAAAAGAUUUCACCGUUUUGAUGAGGUCUAUCGUGGAACUGCAGAACAAAUUGGACAGCGUUGCAGAAGACAUUCAAGAUAUUGCUGACGAAAAAAUGUCUUGUGAUGAUGAACCUAUUAUUUUAACUGUCGAUGAUGUACCUAGCCCGGAGGGCAACGAUGUAGUCCUGUCCACCCCCGAAAAGACAUGUUAAAUUACUUUCAAACCUAAUAAAUAAAGAAUAAAUUGACAUAUGUUUGGCUUAGUAAAAUACGAAAAAUUAAAAAAGAAAAACUUACAAUGACGAGUGAUGCCUUUACUGAUAAAGUCUGGAAGUCGUGUGCGAAAUACGUAUCUGUCGUGAAUAAAAUUAAUAG
Messenger RNA from Sabethes cyaneus, 936 nucleotides. It is a transcript of the gene thoc7, whose product is annotated as THO complex subunit 7 homolog. The transcript is spliced from 3 exons. Gene Ontology annotation, biological process: mRNA processing. NCBI's taxonomy places the organism in Eukaryota, Metazoa, Arthropoda, Insecta, Diptera, Culicidae. The record is from RefSeq and is a predicted model, not a curated record. The coding region runs from base 96 to 773 and encodes 225 amino acids. Gene Ontology annotation, cellular component: THO complex part of transcription export complex.